UAGAUGCGACAAGAGACAUCUGCAGUGAGACAGCACAAAACCCAACUGCAUCAUAACGCGCAUCACAGUGCACUCGAGCAAUAAUAACAUUAUACCAUCUCACCACAAAACGCUUCCUUUUAUGACGAUGAUCUUGUGGCUGGCAACCGUUACCUGCACAUUGCUGUUUCUUUCACCCAAUGCGGCCACCUUCCCAGCUGACAAAGAGAAAGGACGGAGGAGAGUGGUUCAUGUAAUGGAGGAUGAAACAGGGGCAGUCAUAGUCCAGACUGCUCCAGGUAAGGUGGUCACUCAUCGUGGUGGCACUAUCACCCUUCCCUGCCGAUUCCACCAUGAACCAGAGGACGUAGAUCCUUUCCGCAUUCGCAUCAAGUGGACGAAGGUUUCCGAUGCUUUCCAGUUCGAAGAUGUGUUUGUUUCAUUGGGCCGACAACAGAAAGUAUUUGGGUCCUAUCAUGGCCGUGUGACUUUGGAGCGGGCUGGACCAGGAGACGCCUCAGUUAUAAUUCACAAUGUCACCUUGCAAGACUAUGGUCGCUAUGAGUGUGAGGUCACCAAUGAUAUGGAGGAUGACACAGGAUUUGUCAAUCUAGACCUUGAAGGUGUGGUAUUUCCAUAUUACCCUCCAUCUGGACGCUACAAGCUGAACUACCACCAAGCGGAGGAAGUCUGCAGGCAGCAGGAUGCUAUUCUGGCCUCCCAUGCACAGCUGCACAAGGCCUGGCUUGAGGGGCUGGACUGGUGCAAUGCCGGCUGGUUAGAGGAUGGCUCAGUCCAGUACCCCAUCUCCCAUCCUCGAGACCAGUGUGGCCGCAAAGACAAUGCCCCUGGUGUCCGCAACUAUGGAUACAGGCACAAAGAUGACGAAUGCUAUGAUGCUUUUUGCUUUACCUCGAACCUUAAUGGACGUGUUUACUUCCUCAAACGAUUUAAGAAGGUGAACUACCUGGAGGCUGUAAAGGCUUGUCAGCGUGAUGGCGCAGUAAUAGCUAAGGUUGGACAACUAUACGCUGCCUGGAAGAUCCAGCUCUUGGACCAAUGCGAGGCAGGGUGGGUGGAGGACACCAGCAUUCGUUACCCCAUCGUCAACCCCCGGACCCGCUGCGGGGGCCCAGAGCCCGGUGUCCGAAACCUUGGUUUCCCCGAUAAGAAGUUCCGCCUGUAUGGGGUCUACUGCUUCCGCAAGAACACUGACCCGCUUGACAUCAAUCCAACGCAGGUUCCUCAAGAAACAACAUUUAAACCAACUAACAGCACCAGAAGUAUCUGAGUGAAGCAAAAUGCUUUGUUACUAGCAUCAUCCCUGAAAGCGCACAUACAUCACCCAGACGUCUAUUUGAUGUGUGUUUACAUCUGGAAGACAUUUUUAUUUUUUACGUUAUUUCCUUAUGUGCAAUGCGUUCAUAAGAUGUAUGUCAAUAAGUAUGUCUCAGAUGUCAAUAAGACAUUCAGCAGAUGCAGACAUUUAUGAUUUAGAAUGUUUGUAAAUCUGAUCUUUUUAAGAUGCUUAGCAGAUGUUAAUUAGAUUGUGAUGCUUUCCAGAUGAAAAGAUUUAAAACAGACAUCUCUGAGAUAUAAGUGUGCUAUCUGUGAUUGCUUCCAUGUUUAGCCAAAAAUUAUUGACAAACUAGGCUUUUUUGCACACUUGCUAGGCUACCAGGCAGCUAGGCUAGCUGAACUCGGGCAUAACUGUGCUUGUAUUAUUUUCGUCUUGUGCUUGAAAUGAUGUGUCAAUCAUCUCAAAAUCGAGAAAGUUUGCUUCUUUUUCCUCAGAGGAUUGUAACUAGGGAAGCAUAUGCCACAGCUAAUUAGCAUCAUUGUUUCUCGUUAUACCUUGCAUGAAGAGAAAAAAAUUCGCCUCGAGUUUUUGUUGUCGUUGUAAGCCUUGCUGUCUCCCAAGGAAUACAAAAAAGUGAGAAGCAAUUUAAUUAGCGCUAAAAACGUAGGAGAGCUAAUUUAGCCUUAUAAUGAGCAUAGCGCAUUAGGAAGAGUCCUCAAAGGCCCGAUGAUGAGAAAGUGUUGAGGGCUGAAACUUGCAUCAGGUGCUAGCAUGAACCUGGUUUGGCUAGGCUUAGCAUGUUAAUUCAAAUGAACUUUCACAGUUGUUGCCAUUUGAGCAAGUAGCAAAACUUCAAUUACUAUGCACAUGACGCUAGGUCCUUGGCACAUUUUGAAUGACCUUGCAAGCAAUAACAGAAUUAUAAGCAUGACUUUUUUUAGAUGUUUAAUACACUGACAAAGCUUAAAGUAAACUAUCCUUUUACAAUAUCAUUAAUGACUUACAUAAGCUGCUUUACUACCUCUUAGUGGUUGACAAUUGCACUAUCCAUUCAAAUAUUGCACAAAAUUGUCUAUGAUGAUACAUUUUAGAUUAAAGUUAUUCACCUGUU
This is a messenger RNA of Myxocyprinus asiaticus (Chinese sucker), 2390 nucleotides long. Its product is annotated as hyaluronan and proteoglycan link protein 4-like. Lineage: Eukaryota; Metazoa; Chordata; Actinopteri; Cypriniformes; Catostomidae. Gene Ontology annotation, biological process: cell adhesion. The coding region runs from base 122 to 1270 and encodes 382 amino acids. The transcript has 5 exons. Gene Ontology annotation, molecular function: hyaluronic acid binding. The record is from RefSeq and is a predicted model, not a curated record.